Blastocystis hominis is the source of this 1431-nucleotide messenger RNA. RefSeq lists its product as hypothetical. The coding region runs from base 1 to 1431 and encodes 476 amino acids. The transcript has 2 exons. The record is from RefSeq and is a predicted model, not a curated record. Gene Ontology annotation, molecular function: cysteine-type endopeptidase activity. Gene Ontology annotation, cellular component: lysosome. NCBI's taxonomy places the organism in Eukaryota, Bigyra, Opalinata, Blastocystidae.
AUGACAAAGAAUGUCUGGCCUGAGCACGACCUCUCGAUCCAAGUAAUUCUGUAUUGCUCAGAGAUCGAUAAUGGUUGCCAUGGAGGUUUGCCCAUUCACAUUUACCAGUAUGCGAACGAGGUGGGAAUCCCCGAAGAGGGUUGCCAGCGCUACGAGGCUCGUGACAACGAAGUGUGUGACGACAUUCACAUCUGCCAGAAUUGCGAUGCGGAGAGUUGCUGGGCGGUGCAUAACUACACGAAGUACUACGUGGAGGAGUACGGCCAUGUGGAGGGCGUGGAGAACAUCAUGAAGGAAAUCUACGCGCAUGGACCUGUCACCUGCUCGAUCGACGUUCCCGACGAUCUCCUGGAGUACAAGGGAGGAAUCUAUGAAGACAAGACCGGAAUUGCCGGCGAUGGCCACGAUAUCAGCGUCGUGGGAUGGGGCGAGGAGAACGGAAUUCCUUACUGGAUCGUUCGCAACAGCUGGGGAACCUACUGGGGCGAGGAGGGCUUCUUCCGGAUUGUGCGCGGCAAAAACAAUCUGGGAAUCGAAGAGGGAUGCACCUACGGUAUUCCUCGGAUCCCUGAGGAGAAGAUCACGAACCCUGUCUCGCUGGGAGUCAAGCACAGAAUCAACUACUUCCCUCAAGGCUGCGUGCUGGAGAGCCGAAAGGAAAUGGAGGAAGUGAUCAAAUCGCCGCUUCCGCACACCUACAUCAAGACGGAGGAUCUUCCGACGAGCUACGAUAUCCGCAACAUUGACGGCUAUAACUACGCGACGUGGGACAAGAACCAGCACAUUCCUCAUUACUGCGGAUCGUGCUGGGCGCAGGCUCCCACCUCCGCGCUGUCGGACCGAAUCAACCUGAUGCGCAAGGGCAAGUGGCCGACGAUCAACCUCUCCGAGCAGGAAGUCAUCAACUGCUCGGGAGGCGGUUCUUGCCAUGGCGGCCUUCCUGAUGUGGUGUAUUCCUACGCCUACCGCGAGGGAAUCCCCGAUCAGACCUGCGCGGUGUACGAGGCGAUCGAUAAGUACUGCGAGCCCAUCAAUCGAUGCAAAAACUGCUGGCCGGACGAGCCUUGCUUCGCUGUCGAGGAGUAUCGCCGCGUGAAGGUGAGCGAGUACGGCUACGUGAAGGACGCUGCGCACAUGCAGGCCGAGAUCUACGCGCGAGGUCCCAUCAGCUGUGUGAUGGACGUGACGCAGACCUUCCUGGACUACACGGGCGGAGUGUUCACAAGCCGAGAAGGCAAGUGGCUGGGUAAGCACGCCGUGGAAGUGACUGGUUGGGGAGUGGACGAGGAGACGAGAACGCCCUACUGGAUCGUUCGCAACAGCUGGGGCACGUAUUGGGGCGAGAAUGGCUGGUUCCGGAUUGCGAUGGGUCAGAACCUGCUGAACAUCGAGCAGAUGUGCACUUGGGGAGUGCCAGUGAUCGACUUCUGA